Messenger RNA from Funneliformis geosporum, 350 nucleotides. Lineage: Eukaryota; Fungi; Glomeromycota; Glomeromycetes; Glomerales; Glomeraceae. The record is from the annotation of a GenBank genome assembly.
ACGUGUAAAUGGGUACAAAAAUCGACCAAAACCCAACAUAAAUCCUCCUGAUGACAAUUCUGAACAAAGUGUUGAUGAGCUUUCCGAAUCUUUUAAAUAUACCACCGAAGAAGACAAUAUUUCAGAUCUAGAAUCAACAAUUGAUAACCAAAUUUUAUGGAUUUUGCUCUGGAUUAUGAUAUUUUGGACAAGAUUCAACAUAACAGAGACAGCAAUUGAGGCUUUGAUAAAAUUUAUGAAAUUAGUUUUGACAGAAAUCGGUGAAGAUAAUUUUAGAGACUUUCCAGAUUCAAUGUACUUAACAAGAAAAAAACUUGGAUUAAAAGAUCAUUUUCAUAGCUUCGUUUCUU